Messenger RNA from Peniophora sp. CBMAI 1063, 2559 nucleotides. Lineage: Eukaryota; Fungi; Basidiomycota; Agaricomycetes; Russulales; Peniophoraceae. The record is from the annotation of a GenBank genome assembly.
AUGACGGCAGAUUACGCCGUAUUCGCCUCGCCCGACUUUGAGGCCAAUGACUAUGCCAACGCGGUACUUGCCGGCGAACCCUACCCACCACAGCCCGGCGCAACUAAGACAAAUAAGACCCAUGGGCCCGAACCUGCAGCGGAGGACAUUUCAAUUGCAUUGGGAAAGCUGGAUACGGGCAUCGAGGACGUGUCGAAGCAGAUCAAGAACGUCGUCACUGUGCAUCAUGAGGGCUUGCUAGUACAGGCAGCCAGUCUAGGCGACCUUGAGAGCUCAUUCGGAUCCGUGCGGACUGGUUUGGAUGAGCUAGAUACUUCAUUGGACAAGUUACGACUCAAGAUACGCGUCCCUUACCAGUCUAUGCAGGCGAAUGUGGCACGUUUGCAACGAUUGCAACUCGUAGCGGAUGUCCUGCGACGCACGUCACGCUUCGUCGUACUUGCGAAGCGUCUACAAGGUCAAAUGAUCGACUUGGGGGACGAGGGUCGGGCAUCGACACCGAAGAUAGAUGGGAAACCCAACGGCUCGAUCAGUGGACGGAGAAGCGCAACACCGGGGCUGGAGAUUGAGGGCGAGAAGGAGAGGACGCUGGCGCAGGCUGCGCUUAGCGUGGCUGAACUCAACGACCUCCUGGAGACUACAUUGGAGGGUCUACCUUCGUCAGACCCCGAUGCCGACCUGUCGAGUAGUCGAAUAUCACUACACUCCGUCAGCGCAGUUGCAUCAUAUGUGCCUUUCAUCGAAAGCGCGCGAACGAGAGUCACCUCCGACAUGGAGCAAAUGGUCAUGACAGGCUUAGCGGAGACGAACCGAUCUCUGCUCGCAUCAUCACUACAAACAGCCCAUAAUCUCCGCGUGCUGCCCGACCUCGUACAAAAUCUCGUUGCGGAUCUAUCUACUGCCGUGGAGAGCAGGAUCAAGUCCGCCUUUGAUGUAUCUCGUAUAUCCAAGGAGCUGCUCGCGAAAGAUACCGCGCCCCCAUCGACAGGUGUAGCAUACAAGUCACGUAUACGCACAGAGCCAACCAGUCUCACUGCGCCACAAUGGACCAAUGCGCUCUGGGCAAGACUGGCCUCCCUUAUCGAGGACAUGACUGGCGCGUGCAUUAAGGUCUAUAUUCUCGAGAAGGUGCUAAAGCUCAAGAAGGACCCGGUCUCUCAGAUCGUCUUUUUGGACGAAGCUAUGAAGGUCCUCGAGGAUAGGCCCAGCACGACUUACUGGGCCGCGCUCCACCGCUCCCUUGAAAAGCAAUGUCGAGAAGGCGCAAAGAACUCGACGUUCCUCCAACAGACCCUCAGCGCAGGCUACCCCCGUCUCCUCCGCCUCUUCCACGAGUUCUUCUCCAAAAUCGCUGUACACACCGAUACGGUCUACACGCCCGAACACCAAAGCGGCGAGACGGUGCUCAUCCUCCGCGCCCUAUCCAGCUUCGAGAAGCUGUACUUGGCCCGUGUAUCCCAACGGCUGAACGAAGCCGUCGGGCAGGCGUUCGCCGGCGGUGUACGGAAUCCGCCGGGUAUGACGGAGGGCACGAACGUAGCGCGUACGAUGGCGAAUGAGCUCGACUCGGCCAAGUUUGAUCCGUUACUUGUGCGGUCCGUUGCCCGGUCCAUCAAGACGUCGCUCGAAGUCUUCCAUACGCGACUCGACGCCCUCGUCUCUCGGGAUCGACAGGCAACGUCGCUCGUGGGUCCUUCGGCAUCUCCUCAGCUCGCUGAAAAUGCGCUUGUGGCGACGAGCGCGUACACGGCCUGGGCACGCCUGCGCAAGAUUGAAGAUGAGUAUCCUGAGGCUGUUUGCGUGAUCCUUCGGCCAUCCAUCGCAGAGCUUCGUGCGUUGGUGGACCGCAUCGUCGACCCACUCCUCGCGGCCAUGAAGCGCGAACUCGGUGCCACAGUCGCUAGAAUACACACGGCUACCCCACCGGUAGAGAUGGGCGCUUCCUCCGCCUACGUGCAAGAGAUCGUCGAAAAGCUCAACUUCAUCAAGCGCGAGGUCUUUUCUCGAUUCAGGGUGGAAGACGCGAGCCGCGAGUGGACGAUCAGUCUCGCGAGGUUCGUCAUGAAGGUGUUCGUGCUGCAUUCAAGCAUCGUCAAGCCCCUGGACGAGAUGAGAAAGCUGGCGCUGACGAACGACAUGACGGAGAUUGAGUUUGCGUUGAGCGCGUUUAUUGGGGAUGGGCCGAAUGGGAGGAGGGGCCAGACAUUGGAGGUUGUUGGGGAUGAUUACAGAACCCUACGCGCAAUGCGACCAUUACUAUUCCUGGACAACGAAUCCCUCGCUCAACCUACACGCACCAAGGGCCUGCCACCACUCAUAGUCCUGCACCACAUCCUUGUUCGCUCGCCGAUCAGCCUGCCACAUACGUUACACGGCUGGCUCGAGGCAGAGUACGUGCGCUGGUUGGAAGAGCAUAGUGAGGAAGAGGCGUUGACGCUUAUUGAUGGUGGAUUGGCGAGAUGGGAGACUGUCACGGAAAGCGAAGGAGAAGAUACGGAGGCCGCGUUGGAGUAUGUUCAGCUUGCGAGAGCCGUACUGGCGAAUGCUAGAGACACGUAG